This is a messenger RNA of Gossypium arboreum, 503 nucleotides long. RefSeq names its product myb-related protein 306-like. Gene Ontology annotation, biological process: response to auxin. Lineage: Eukaryota; Viridiplantae; Streptophyta; Magnoliopsida; Malvales; Malvaceae. The record is from RefSeq and is a predicted model, not a curated record. The transcript is spliced from 3 exons.
AUGGGGAGACCAUCUUGCUGUUACAAAGUCGGUGUGAAUAAGGGAUCAUGGACUCCUGAAGAAGAUAUCGUCUUGACGUCUUAUAUUCAAGAACAUGGUCCUGGGAAUUGGAGAACUCUUCCUACCAAUACAGGGUUGCUCAGAUGUAGCAAGAGUUGCAGGCUUAGAUGGCCUAAUUACUUGAGGCCGGGGAUCCGAAGGGGUAACUUUACAGAACAUGAAGAGAAAAUGAUAAUCCACCUUCAAGCUCUUUUAGCCAACAGAUAGGCUGCAAAAGCAUCUUAGUUGCCGCAAAGGACAGACAAUGACAUUAAAAACUACUGGAACACUCAUCUGAAGAAGAAGCUGAAGAAACUCCAUGGCAAUGAAGGUUAUUGCAGAUAUGGGUUCCCAUCUGCAGCAGCAGCAGCGAGGGAGAGGGAGAGGGACGGGGGAGGGAUUUUUUAUUUAAUAUUAAUAGAAAUAUUAAAAUAAAUUUAUUUAAUUAUAUUUUAUUGAUAAAA